GAGAGUGUGUGGGUGUGUGCGUGUCAUGCUGCGUGUACGGCUUGCUUAGUGGCUGUUCCAUACACAGUCCAUACACACACUGCCAGCUUCAUACAUUCAUACAGCUGUCAGUGCUGCUGUCAGGACUGUUGUUGUUGCUGCUGCUGUUGCUGCCGCCCCCCACCUCCCCCCUCUUGCUGCUCCCCCUCACCGCCGUGGUGGGGGGCGUGGGGGUGCUCUGGAGCUCCCUGAUGCUGGGGGAGUUCUCCCCCCUCUGGCUCCUGGGGGAACUUGUCGGCUCCCGUCCUGGUCUAGGGUGGGGGCGCGUGCUGCUGUUGUGCUGGUGGACCGCAUGCAGUGUGGUGGCCUGGCUCACCACUAAGUGGGUCUAUAGGUCAUACCUGUACCCGUGGUACGCAAGACAUACCAUUAACCUGUCACCUCUCCCAGGUACCGUGCAGUACCAGUACCCGUGGUACGCAAGACGUACCAUUAACCUGUCACCUCUCCCAGGUACCGUGCAGUACCAGUACCCGUGGUACGCAAGACGUACCAUUAACCUGUCACCUCCUCCCAGGUACCGUGCAGUACCAGUACCCGUGGUACGCAAGACGUACCACGUACUCGCCGUGGUCGUGUGCGUCGCAGGGGUCGCCGUAGACGCGGCCUUCCUUCACUUGGCCUCCGUCGCGGCGACCAUCGCUUGCCUCAUCGCCGAGGUUGUUCGUGUUUUGGACGUAGCGUACGUAGCACCGACUUUAAGUUCGGCCUUCGCCAGCUUCUUGGACGAAAAAGACCGCAGUGGCCGCUUGAUCCUAUCACCGAUCUACCUUCUUGUCGGCCUCAGUCUACCUCUGUGGCUUCUACCUCUACCUCUACCCCACUGUCCCCCCUCAAUCUACUGCUCUCCGUGUGGGAACAACUUUCUACCCUUCACCCCCUCUUACAUUGACCCCCUCUUUCGAAAUUUUGACUCUGAAAACUCGAUUUUAAAAGAUGAAAGCGAAAUUCUUAAUCCCGAAAACGGGAAAUGUUUUAAUGUAGGAACAGAGCGAUUUGAUUAUGAAAAUAACAACCAAUUAAUAGAGAAUUUUUCAAUUAGUUCUUCGCAAAUGAUUUUACUCCAACUGGCUGGGGUUCUCGCUGUUGGUAUCGGGGAUACCUUCGCUAGUAUCGGUGGUAUUCGCUAUGGUAGACAUAAAUACCCUGGCUCUAAUAAGACCAUCGAGGGCAGUGCGUGUGGUAUCGCAAGUCAAGUGAUGGUAAUAGUGGUAUUGGUGGUGUUGGGUUGGGUUAACGUCGGCUACCAUGCUAUGGUAUGGUGGAUGGGUGUGGUUAUAACCAUAUUUUCAACAUCCAUUGUUGAAGCUUUCACUAAUCAAGUGGAUAAUUUGGCACUUCCGUUGAUUACGUUUACAGGAUUCUGCAUAACUGAAUAUUUGGCGGCUGUAUGAAUAACUUGAAACUUUUCUUUUAAAUGAAAUUUGAUUGUCAUUCGAAUUUUCCUGUGAUAAUUGAGCUUCCGCCUAGUCUAAUCAUUGGAAAAAGUUGGUGCUUUUUCCUUUGUAAAUACAUCGUUGAGCCUCAAUGUGCUCUGCUCUCUACUAACUCUGAAAAUAGCGAAAAAAUUUAUCGUGUUUCCUAUAUUAAAUACACUGUUAGAAAAAACGGUGAAAAAACGGUCCCACUGG
Hyalella azteca is the source of this 1670-nucleotide messenger RNA. It is a transcript of the gene Dolk, whose product is annotated as dolichol kinase. The annotation marks the transcript as partial. NCBI's taxonomy places the organism in Eukaryota, Metazoa, Arthropoda, Malacostraca, Amphipoda, Hyalellidae. Gene Ontology annotation, cellular component: endoplasmic reticulum membrane. The record is from RefSeq and is a predicted model, not a curated record. Gene Ontology annotation, biological process: dolichyl monophosphate biosynthetic process. The transcript has 5 exons. Gene Ontology annotation, molecular function: dolichol kinase activity.